AUGGGCCGGAUACAGUGCCAGGCACAGUGCCAGGCACAGUGCCAGAAGACCAAGUUCCGGCUGAAACGAGAUGGAGCGGACCAAGCAGUCCGUGAGCAGUGGGGCAAGAAGUGUCUGGGCAGUGGGGGCAAGAAGUGUCUGAUUAGUGGGGCCAAGAAGUGUUUGAGUAGUGGGGGCAAGAAGUGUCUGAGCAGUGGGGGCAAGAAGUGUCUGAGUAGUGGGGGCAAGAAGUGUCUGAGUAGUGGGGGCAAGAAGUGUCUGAUUAGUGGGGCCAAGAAGUGUUUGAGUAGUGGGGGCAAGAAGUGUCUGAGCAGUGGGGGCAAGAAGUGUCUGAGUAGUGGGGGCAAGAAGUGUCUGAGCAGUGGGGGCAAGAAGUGUCUGAGUAGUGGGGGCAAGAAGUGUCUGAGUAGUGGGGGCAAGAAGUGUCUGAGUAGUGGGGGCAAGAAGUGUCUGAGUAGUGGGGGCAAGAAGUGUCUGAGUAGUGGGGGCAAGAAGUGUCUGAGUAGUGGGGGCAAGAAGUGUCUGAUUAGUGGGGUGCCGCCUUCACCGGUGGUGCCUCCACCAGUGGUGCCUCCACCGGUGGUGCCUCCACCGGUGCCGCCUCCACCAGUGGUGCCUCCACCGGUGGUGCCUCCACCGGUGCCGCCUCCACCAGUGGUGCCUCCACCAGUGGUGCCUCCACCGGUGCCGCCUCCACCAGUGGUGCCUCCACCAGUGGUGCCUCCACCAGUGGUGCCUCCACCUGUGGUGCCUCCACCGGUGCCGCCUCCACCAGUGGUGCCUCCACCAGUGGUGCCUCCACCAGUGGUGCCUCCACCUGUGGUGCCUCCACCGGUGCCGCCUCCACCAGUGGUGCCUCCACCAGUGGUGCCUCCACCAGUGGUGCUUUGCCAGACCUCCCUGUUCCUUGGGACGAUAACCUCUACAAGUGAGCUGUAG
Molecule: messenger RNA, 939 nt
Organism: Procambarus clarkii (red swamp crayfish)
Lineage: Eukaryota; Metazoa; Arthropoda; Malacostraca; Decapoda; Cambaridae
Source: RefSeq, a predicted model, not a curated record